Molecule: messenger RNA, 2449 nt
Organism: Oncorhynchus masou masou (cherry salmon)
Lineage: Eukaryota; Metazoa; Chordata; Actinopteri; Salmoniformes; Salmonidae
Product: myc-associated zinc finger protein-like
Exons: 7
Coding region: 1044-2432 (462 amino acids)
Biological process (GO): regulation of transcription by RNA polymerase II
Molecular function (GO): DNA-binding transcription factor activity, RNA polymerase II-specific; RNA polymerase II cis-regulatory region sequence-specific DNA binding
Source: RefSeq, a predicted model, not a curated record
CAAUAUUAUCUCACUAUAAGGAUGUUGUGAUAUGUUAGUUUGGAGUGGGGCAAUCUUGCGCAAUUCUAUUACUAGCUGUUGAUAAAAUAGGUAUUUAUGUCGGCCGAACUCGCGGGGGCAAGAAGACGGAUGCACGGGUCUAUUGAAAACAGCGCACGCCACGGAGGAGACGGGAACAGAGAGGAGGGUGCAUAAGCCACACUAAAUACUUUCCCUUUAAACAGGGGACACGGCGGCGGGGGAUAGAUAGAGAGGGGAGAGGAGAAGAGAUGUAAAAAAAAUAAAAGGAAGAAAGACAGCGAGGGUGGGAGGGAGAGAGAAAUAGAAAAAAAAAGAAAGAUGUCGUCCUCUCGUUUGAAAAGCCGAGGCGAAGCUUUCGAUUGCGGCCGAUCGGGGACUCGCUAGUUAGGGACACGAUUUUACGCAACACCGAGGCUUUUGGAAUCCACCACCGCUUUGGCCUCACGGAGCUAUCGAAAUAAAUGACUCUUCGUCCACGUAUUUACAAACAACUGCGGACUUAUUAUUAUUACUUUUUAUAUAUUUUUCGUUAUUUGUAAUAACCAAAUUUUGCAUGGAUUUGAGAAUAGGAUUUCUUCUUAGGCUGUAAUAUAAAUAUACAAUGUAAAUUGCAUUGUAAAUGCAUCAUUAAAAGCAUGCAUCAACCAUUUUGUCGCAUUUUAGUUAUAAUAUCAUGUUGCAUCCUUUCGUCCCACACCAUAUAACAACAUUUUAGUUGAACAUUAUCAUUACUGUCAAAAAAUAUUGUCAUAUAACUGCCAGCCUUUCAAAAUUGAUCAUUCAUCUUCAAUAAUAAUUUAUGCUAUUGAAUGCACCGCGAUUUCAACUUUCACACAGAGAUAUUCACCUUUUGAAUUUUGAAACUGCAGAGAGGAACUAGGUAGGCUGCAGACAUUAUAGCCGGUGGAGUGAUUCAUCAGUUGGCCCCAGCCUAUGGUUGGUUGGCGCCCAAGUCUCAGGUGGAUAUAUAUUUCUAGUUUUGACUCUUGGACUAAAAGUAUCUGACAUCAUCCUGCUUCAAAAUGGAUUCUUCUUGGAGUAAUUUUCUGUUUCAGACUCCGCCCUCACAGACCCAGUCUGAGACAGCCCUCCAAUCAGAGCUGCUUCCGGACAUGACUGGCUCCGCCCAGAACCCCCCUACAGAGCACAUAGUCCCGCCCCCAUCCACAGUGGACACAGCCGCCCUGAAUGAAGAGCCUUUACCUGAGAAGGCCGUCUCCAAGCCUGGCCGGCCCACACACAUCUGCGCCACAUGUAACAAGCAGUUUAAGAACAACUACAACCUCCGGCGCCAUCAGUCGGUGCACACUGGCAUCAAAAUGAAGGACAGAGCAGCCAGAGAGAGGGAGGACGGGAGCAAGGGAGGAGGAGGGGGGCGGCAAACAAUCCCUCUCUCCCUCCUCCACCUCUCUUUGCCCUCUCAUCCUCCUCCCGCAGAAUCCCUCCCCCAACCCUCCCCACUUGGAAACCAGGAGGGCCAACCUGUUGCGGUGGCCAUCGCCCCAGCGACCGUCACCAUGGCUGCGCCCCAGGUGCUCCAAGCUGCAGUUGUGGUUGCCGGGACAAUGGUACAGAACCAGAACCAGGGGCCUCAACCCUACCCCAACCCUAGCCCCAACCAGGUGAGGAAGAACCAUGCAUGUGAGGCCUGUGGGAAGGCCUUCCGAGAUGUGUACCACCUGAACCGCCACCGGCUUUCACACUCGGACGAAAAGCCCUAUCACUGUCCAAUCUGCCAGCAGCGCUUCAAGAGGAAAGACCGCAUGAGCUACCAUGUACGCUCACACCAAGGAGGGGUGGAGAAACCUUACGUCUGCCCCCACUGCGCCAAGGGAUUCUCACGACCCGACCACCUCAACAGUCACGUCAGACAGGUGCACUCCACUGAGAGACCCUUCAAAUGCCCGACCUGCACGUCUGCCUUCGCCACGCGGGACCGUCUCCGUGCCCACCUGAUUCGCCACGAGGAGAAGGUGCCGUGCCACAUUUGUGGCAAGCUUCUCUCUGCCGCCUACAUCACUGAUCAUAUGAGGGUCCACAACCAAUCACAGCACCACGCCUGCCACCUGUGCAACCGCAGCUUCACUACCCUCACCUAUCUGCGUGUCCACGCUCAGAAACACCACGGCCAGGAGUGGAAGGAGAGCGGAGGGACGCGGGGCAUGUUCGGCGGGGCCGGUGCCGGCGGGGUGCUGCUGUGCCAACUGUGUGGGGUGCAGUGCAAGACACCCACCCAGCUCCAGGGCCACAUGGGCACCCACGCCGUCACCCAGGUCCAGGGCGCCCCCAGCCCCAGCAGUAGCCCCGCGGGGACCGGUACCAUGGCUGUGGCCGUGUCUCUGUCAGGCAGCUCAACCGUGGGCCUGCUGGUCACUGACUGCUCCAGCAUCGCCCCCCAGCCUCUCAGCUAGCAGCCAGGCCCAUUGGA